AUGAAAAUGAUUAUGCUAGAAAAUAUGUGAUCAAAUAAUCACGUGCUUAUCGUCCUCUUCUGUGAGGGAAAGCAGCCGCUGACCUCGACUGAAAAUCUAAAAAGAGUCAAACUCCAUAUUUGCCAGUUGGUGAAGCCUCGUCGAAGAAUCACUCAAAAGCAGCUUUUGACGGCUGCAAUAAGAUUUCAGACCUUAGCUUUCGGAGACCAUGAAUUUAUUUAA
Molecule: messenger RNA, 222 nt
Organism: Blepharisma stoltei
Lineage: Eukaryota; Ciliophora; Heterotrichea; Heterotrichida; Blepharismidae
Source: the annotation of a GenBank genome assembly